Solanum tuberosum (potato) is the source of this 1037-nucleotide messenger RNA. RefSeq names its product dynamin-related protein 1E-like. The record is from RefSeq and is a predicted model, not a curated record. Bases 45 to 839 code for a protein of 264 amino acids. Gene Ontology annotation, cellular component: microtubule; cytoplasm; membrane. The transcript is spliced from 5 exons. Lineage: Eukaryota; Viridiplantae; Streptophyta; Magnoliopsida; Solanales; Solanaceae. Gene Ontology annotation, molecular function: GTPase activity; GTP binding; microtubule binding.
UGCUCAAGAUGAAAAACUGCUAGUAUGGGCAUCUGGCUAGUAAAAUGGGUUCGGAGUACCUUGCAGAACUGCUGUCAAAGCACUUGGAACAAUUUAUUAAGGCAAGAAUACCAAGUAUCACAUCACUUAUCAAUAAAAGCAUAGAUGAACUUGAAUCGGAACUGGACCACCUUGGAAGGCCUAUUGCUGUUGAUGCAGGCGCUCAACUGUAUACUAUUUUGGAACUUUGCCGUGCUUUUGAUAAGAUAUUUAAGGAGCAUCUAGAUGGAGGUCGACCUGGUGGUGAUCGAAUUUAUGGAGUGUUUGACAACCAACUACCUGCUGCUUUGAGAAAACUCCCGUUUGACCGAUAUCUCUCUGUGCAAAAUGUGAGGAAUGUUGUUUCAGAGGCAGAUGGUUACCAGCCUCACUUGAUAGCACCUGAGCAAGGUUAUAGACGUCUAAUUGAAGGGGCCUUAAAUUAUUUUAGAGGCCCAGCUGAAGCCUCUGUUGAUGCUGUAAGUAAGGGGGGAAAGCCAGAAGCUUCUGCUGCCGUAGACCGGUAUGGAGAGGGUCACUUUCGUCGGAUAGGUUCAAAUGUAUCAUCAUAUGUAAAUAUGGUGUCUGAUACAUUGAGGAACACACUCCCCAAAGCAGUGGUUUAUUGUCAAGUUAAGGAGGCCAAACAAUCUUUGUUGAACUACUUCUACACUCAGAUUGGGAAGAAAGAGGGCAAGGCACUUUCAGAAUUGUUAGAUGAAGAUCCUGCAUUGAUGGAGAGAAGAAUGCAAUGUGCCAAGAGGCUUGAACUGUACAAGAAAGCAAGAGAUGAGAUUGAUUCUGUAGCGUGGGUACGAUGAUUGCACUUUAAGAGACACCUUUCUUCUACGAUACAACAAAUUCACGACUUGGAUGAAUCAAUAUCGCUGCUUGUUCGAACAUUUUAACAGCCUAAAUUCUUUGAUUGUUGUAGUCAUAUUAUUUGGUUUGGAUGAAUUGUUGCUUUAUUAUGUAUUUGUGAACUGAGUUAAUACCACAUUCAGUUGUCCUUUUGCUCA